This is a messenger RNA of Conger conger (European conger), 1184 nucleotides long. RefSeq names its product small integral membrane protein 45-like. The coding region runs from base 265 to 471 and encodes 68 amino acids. The transcript has 3 exons. NCBI's taxonomy places the organism in Eukaryota, Metazoa, Chordata, Actinopteri, Anguilliformes, Congridae. The record is from RefSeq and is a predicted model, not a curated record.
GAACCGGUAACCAUGGAAACCUCCCCCCCCCUCGCUGCCCCAGACGAGACGUCAGCCACAGCAGGACAAACCUGUGUGCAGUUCCACAUUGUAACGCAUUGCAAGGAUCCCUCGCUUUUAGCUAAUUAUAAAAUUUAGAUUCAUUUGGCCACCCUUGGUUCCUGUAGAAGUGCAUAAGGACGGCACAUUGCAACAGACGUCAUUGGGUGGCCUCGUAAAUUAUCUGCUGCAGCCUUUGACUUUCUACAGCUCCGCAACAGAAGCAUGCCUUGGUUGUUCCUGGACUGGUUUGUUCCAGUAUACCUGCUUGUGUCAGUCCUCGUUUUGGCGGGUUUUGGAGCCUGCCUAUACUUUCUGGAACCGGGACUACAAGACGCACACAAGUGGAGCUCUCAGUCGGCACAUCGUCGGCCUCUAGUGGCACACGAUGAGAACUGCUGCAAAGACGAUGAUAACAAUGCACUGAUUUAACCAUGGUGAAGAUCAGUUAACAUGCUGUACACACGCUGUACCGACUGCCUGCACUGGACCAGACACCUUCAAGACAUAUUCAGACCCUUCAGGGGGAAUAGGGAUGAAGGCAUGUAGCAUUGACAGGAAUAUAUGAAAGGACAGUGCCAUUGACCUGAAAAAGAAAGAAGUGAAAUGUCAUUUCAUAAAAAAUAUCAAAUGUCUUUUAAAAAAAAUGUCUUACUGGUCAUAACUGUGUUAAAUCUGUGCUACAUUUCUACAUCGAUUAACUCUGGAAUAUAUUGUCCAAAAAAAUGCUACUUUUAAAUUUCCUAAUAGUAGUUAAAUAAUUAGAGUAAUAUCCAUGGCCUUAAUACAAUUGACACCUAUAACAUAAUUGUUUGUCUCUAGGUCUGUCUUGCAUGGGAUAUGAAUAUGAUGAUGAUGAUAAUAAAUAUCCUGCAUUUUAGUAAUAAACUGAUGAUGUGCUUUGUGCCAAAUCCAUGUAUUCUCCUCUUUUUUAUUUUCAAAUUAACAGCAAUAUAUAGACAGGAGAUGAAAGAUGCCUGUGUGAAAAACUGUUGAAAGGGUUUUCUUUUGGCAUUUAAAAAAUAUACAUGCUGCUUUGUCAUCGAGUGUGAAUUGGCUGUAUGCAAAUUGUACUGUCAGGAGAAUGCUUUGUACAUAAAUUGCACAGUGGAAAAGGCAUAAUAAAAUGCUUUAUUUUAUCAUCA